ACCUACAUAGCGCGGACAGGGGCUGCUGGAGGCCGUUCUACUGCUCGGUUGAAAAGGCAUUUGAAUACAAAACUUUUGUAAGUGACAUGGAUAAGAAAAGGAAGAUGCAUAGUAAAAGCCACGUGUCUGCUCUUGAGAAGACCUCAAAGAAAAAAUUGAAAAGAAAUAAACUGGAUUUGGAUGUAGAAGACAUUGCUUUAAUACCCACCCAGGAAUACAAAGCCAAGUCCCAUCCUCGCAGUAAAUUACUUCCAUGUGAGGAACCAGAUGUCUCAAGGAUAUUGAAGAUAACUGAGACUGGGCAAGUUGAGGAGCCUGAUGAUUCAUUUGAUCACCCUUUACACAGCACUGCUGUAGACGCUGGUGGGAAUGUGGAAUUGCAGGAAGAGGAGCACGACAUGUCAGCUAGUCAUUCUUCUGAUUCAUCUCCACAAGGGAAAAAUGCAGACACAAGAAAAAAUCAGUGUAGCUUGAAAGUGCCUGAAGAUAACAAAUCAGUGACAGAGGAUUCUGAAGAUGAAUCCCUGAAGGAGAAUAAGAUACAGAAAAAGAUAUCAGGAAACACCAAGACCAAUGUGGAGGAAUCUAAGUUACCAUCUGCAUUAGCAUUGAGUAACAGCUCUUCAGAAAGCAGCAUAUCAAAUAAGGUUACAGAUUUAGUGAAGAGGUUGAAUGCACAAAAGAAGCCCAAGAACAGUGCUAAAUCCCAUGUGAAACCAAAGAAGUCUUCACAAAAGAGUGCAUUAGAUCCUUCUGCUGAUAGUCCAUUUUCUAUGCAGAUUUGGUGCCCGAAAGGGCUGAAAAGAUUUUCCCAAGAUAUUACAGAACUGGAUGUUGUUCUGGUUGAGAGUGAGAAGAUAACUGCAGACUACAAACAAAGGGUGGAGUCUAGGAUUUGCAGGGAAGCUAUUGCGGUCUUCUAUUCUGGCUUCAAGGAGCAACUCACUAAUACUAUAACAGAAGUCCAGGAACUGAAGGAUUUGAAAAGAAGAAAUGCUAAGGUGAUCACAGACAUCAAUAAGAAAAGACGGCGUUUGCUGGAAGUUAGAGAAGAACUAAUUCGGACUGGACCACAACUGAAGCAACUGCAAAGAGAAUAUGCUGAGCUACAAGAGAGAGAAUCUUCUCUCAGGAACGCAACCCAGUUCCUAACUGAUUUAAAGGAGGUGCAGCAACAAUAUAUAAAUUGCAGAGAAGACCACCCACAAGAAAAAGUAGUUUACGGAACUUCCAGCAUUCCUGCUCUUCUGGUGGAAUCUCAACGAAUUUUAAGAGCUGAAAGUCAUUUUCAAAAUAUCAGCACAAGAUUACAAGAGUUUCUGAAUUUGCAGAAAAAGGAGCUGCCAGAGAAAUUGUAAAUGCUUUAUACAAUAUACUUUCUUCUUGCAACUAAGCACAGUUAACAUCAGUUAAGUGUAUUCACAUUCAUAUACAGAUAGCUACUUCUUCUGGUAAGGUGCUAAAUAUACAUGGUUAUGACAUUCCUACUCCAUUUAGAUUUUGGUAUUUUGUGUUUGCACUCUUUAAUUUCUGAUAACAGAAGCAGCAAUUGUUUAAAUACUACCAUAUGCAUUUAAUAAAACAAAGCACUGUGUUUAAAUUGCUUCUAACUUAAAUCUUUCACCUCUAUAAAUAAGUGAUGUGAGCUUUUUGUGAGAAAAGUUGAUAGUAAAUCUUUAGAAACAUAAUUGUGACAGGAACAUGUGGUUUUUCACUUUGAUGUAUAGUAAGUUUGAGGUGAACAUUUUUGUGCUACCUCAAACAUCGCACGUGUGGCAGCCUGGAGUAGAGAUAGUAUGACAAACCAUUAAUAAUCUCUGUGAAUCAGUGAUAAAUCUAGUGCUUUAAAAUUAAUAGGAUUUUAUUAUUGGAUUACCAGAGUAAUCAUUUGGAAAUACCAAAGUGACAAGAGUAGCCAUUUUCUUUAGAAUGAGCAACAACAGGUUUUUCAUGAAAUAUCAGUUGUAAUUCCAACUAAAGUAGCAUAAAGCUAAGCUUGUAACAGGCAACUUACAAAUAGACAUGUCUCAAUUCUUAGUAGUGGCUUCCAUAAAUUAUUGCACCAUUAUGAGUAUUGAAUAAAAUAUUUCUGAAACUAGUAUGUGGAGUUUUAAAAACAGCUUAGUUAUAACAAGUCAUACAGAAGGUGGUGAGCAUAAUGAAAUUCUCAAAAGGUAAAGCCAUACUUCAGAUAUAAAUGGGCCUGCCAAAAGUUUGUAAGUAAGAGAGCCUGCCUGCCCUUUGUAAAGUACAGUACAGACUGUAGGCAAAAUCCUAAACAUUUGGACAUAUGGGAAGAAACAUGUAUUAACCUCAGUAACAUGUAUUAACCAUGUAACAUCCCUCAGUAAGUGAAUUAUAACUGAAUCAUUGUCCAUGAAGUUUCUUGAGUGUGACACUGUCUGCUUAGCAUCUUUUAAAAUUUUGAAUUUAGUGCUCCUGAGAAAUAUCAGCUUGAUAGCCUGUGUUUAGCUUUAGAACAUUGCACAACACAGGUACCACUAGGGUAAACUGAUCUACUUGAGUCUUCCAUGGUGCUUCUUUCCUGUCCAGCAGCAGCUACUUCUAGGGAUGAGAGGAUAGUUCAGUUUCUGUAGCUAUUCAGUCUUUGGCCUCUGCAAAGAGAGGAUGGCUUUUGUGCCAUAUGUACCGCUGCAGGUGGCAAAACCACCAUUGACUAAGCUAGAAUUUAAAGCAAAAAUUAAAAGUUGUAUCCUCUUAAACUAUGUAAGCCCAAUGUACAAAAACACAGCUAAUGGCAAGUUUACUAUGCACCUUCAUAUAAAGAGAGGAUUCUGGCACGGUUCUAUCAGUUUUUUGGCAGUGUAAACAGGACUUCUGACAAACUUUGGCUAAAUCAACUAUAUCUUAAUUAA
Messenger RNA from Chelonoidis abingdonii (Abingdon island giant tortoise), 2876 nucleotides. It is a transcript of the gene CENPU, whose product is annotated as centromere protein U. The record is from RefSeq and is a predicted model, not a curated record. Gene Ontology annotation, cellular component: nucleus. NCBI's taxonomy places the organism in Eukaryota, Metazoa, Chordata, Testudines, Testudinidae.